This is a messenger RNA of Cuscuta europaea, 803 nucleotides long. Lineage: Eukaryota; Viridiplantae; Streptophyta; Magnoliopsida; Solanales; Convolvulaceae. The record is from the annotation of a GenBank genome assembly.
AUACAUAUAAAGUACCGUCUUUUAGUCAUUGAUUAGAAUUAUGAAAAGAUUGAACUAUAUAUAUACAUAGUUCAAGAAAUUAAAAUCAAAGAGGUUGGGGAAAAUAACACUCUUCUUGUGAUGACCAUGUUGAGAUCUCUAACAACAAGAAAAAGCCCACAUGCCUAUGAGCAAUUGACAAGAGAGAAUGAAGGGGCUGCACAUGAUCUGUUUGAGCCAAAGCUGAGCAGAACCACAAGCGUCCAACCUGCUAAAACUGGAGUCUUUAGCAGUUCUUCAUCCAAGAGAUCGACAGAAUCUCCGGCGAAAGCUCAGGCCAAACAAGCGGAGAAGGCCAGCAAGAUUCACCCGAUUUUCAGCCUCUUCACCUCCGGCCAAAAGAGGAACAAGGGCGUGGGACCCACCGCCAGGCCGGAGUUCUCCAGGUAUUUGGAGUAUCUUAAGGAAGGUGGGUUUGGGGGUGCCUUAGACAUGGCUGCUGCGAAAUCAAGUAUGUCUGCAAAAUGAAAGAUUUGAUUAAUUUCUUGGGUUUCUUUCCCGGCCGGGCUGUAAAUUAUUAUUUCUAUGUUCUUGAUGAUCUUGAUGGUCGGCCGAUGAGAGGUUGAGGGUUAAGGAAUACCCGUAUUUGUUUAUGCCUUUCACCACCUUUUAAUUACUGUAAUUCAUAUAGUAAUAAUAAUACAUUCAUCCUUCAAAAAGGGUAAAUUAAAAAAUGUUCUUUGUGUCUGUGUAAUUGGGUGAAAAUUCACUUUGAUUGUCUCUGUUUUUCUUGAAAGAGAUUGUCUCUGUUUAUUACUCUACCU